AUGGGCGCCUGGGCGCAUGUCUGGCAUGGCAGCGUGGCGCUGCUCGCGUCAAUUUUCAAGCUUAUCCGGACGCCGCAUACCAGCAGCUUACCGAGCGCCGUGUCCAUCCCGUCCGCACGCAGCAGUGUCUGGAGUUUCCUCACAGCCGGUCCACGACGCGCACGACGUCAAUCUCACGCAGCGCUUGAGUUGCUUGAAAAAUUCCGUCAUGGCCCGGAGACGCACAGCGAAUGGAACCUAUUCUUAUGGCGCGCAACGUUUCCUCUUGUGUCACUCGUGCUGCUUACGUUGCUCUGCGUCGCAGGUCAGUUCGGUCACGGCGCGUACUCACUUCUCGUGAACCCAAUGUGGUACAUGUGCAACUUAGCGCUAGUGACGACGCCGUUUCUAUUGGUAUUCCGGUUCUCAGGCCUCGAAGCAGCAGAUGGAGAGCCACAUACAAGGAUCUGGUACAGUUUAGCAGCAAUCAGCUUCGCGAUCAGCCUUGUAGAGUGGUAUAUGAGUCUUCCAGCCAGCAGAUACUCGUGGAUUGUGGGCAAUACUCUGUUCGGUAUUGUGGCGCUGGGAGCCGUACCAUUGUUCUUCAGUAUGCAGCCCAGAACAGCACGGUCCCAGUACGAUGACCUUAUCAUGGAGCAGGAACAGGACAGGAUGCGAGGCGUACCCGAGGAGAGCGAAGAUGGAGAACCCACAAUGACUAGGCUGUUGUAUGGCUGCGGCUUCUGUGCGCUGGUGCUGUGGCUCAUCAUGUUCUCGUCGUACAGUUCAGCACGAGGAGAAGCGGGGACAAGAUCGUGGUUUGUACUGUACUUACUGUCGCCAGUACUGUGCAUUGUGCUGUUUUGUUCCCGAGUGGCACGAAUUCGCUUCAGUUUUGAGCAUGCAGUGGCGUAUAGUACUCUGGUUGUGCACGUCCCGUUGUUUCUUGGCCACUUGUGUGUGCGACUAUUUUCCUACGCUGAGGACCCAGCUGCGUCGUCUCCGACAAGCACCGAGUCGUGGCUUAAACUGGCCAUCUCUGUGUUGUACUUGCUAUUGAUGCAAGGCUAUUUCUUUGUAAUCACGACGACGGUGAACAGCAUGUCGGAGCCCUUUGCACACCCGUCGCUGCUGUAUAUUGGUCAGCUCUACUACUACACGUUCUGGUACUGUCUUGUGGGCUCGGACACGCCCAUUGACGCGCUGUACUGGGGUAUGCUGCUGCUGAACAACAUCCAUAUAGCCUUUCUUAAUACAGGCGUGUACACGGACUUCAAGCGCACAUCUUCAGCGUGGUUGGCCGUCCCGUUACACUCCAAUAUCACCUCGUCGGUGGCUUUUUGUGUGCGCUCCACGACCUCAGCUCUGGAUGUUUCAAGGUGUCUUCCACAUCGACGUUCAUGGGGACGACGAGGGGUGUUGGGGCCUAGCUGCCGUGUGGCUGGCGUUGCAGCGAUGGACACAGAGUCCGAUCUGCUGGAAGGUGGCGACGAUGACUACGAGUUCGACAAUGGAUACGGCUCGGACGGCUUCAUCGUGACCAGGAAUAUUGACGAAAAGGAGCCUGUCGUUGGCGAGCUGCCGUCCUGGCAAGAAACUCGAAGCCGGAAUCGUGAACGCGACCGCAGUGUGAGCGGAGUGCGGAGAGAUACCCACCCAUCGACUGAUUUUUCUUCGCCGUCUCGCAAUAUGGGCGUGAGGAAGGCGUCAUCUCUUCGUGACAAGUGCUCUCUAGCCACUAGUGACGCUUUGAGACCGCUGUACUUCCUAAUGAAGGUUGCAGAGCAAGACAACAUGGCCGAUACGACAGCACUUAUCCUUGUGCCCUCACUUCUGACGCUGCUGGCGGUGUUUGAGAAGCCGGGGAGCACUCUUACUGUACUACAAGACCAGACGAAUUUGUGGCUACGGUGUGUCUGUAUGUUCAUUGGACGACUUGGUGGUUCGUUCCUAGCUCGAGAAAUAUUCACAUUCAAGCUGCGCUCACGAUUACGCUCGUCUCCUGAGGACAUUGGUGAUCAACCUGAUCCUAUCAGCGGAUCCAUUGACGGCAUGUCGGCUCGACUUUGGAUACAACAGCUUAUGUUGCAAGACUUCCAUGCGCAGUUCUGGUACCUCACAGCUGUGACAGUUGUGGUUACUUUCGGCUGCUUUGCUCGGAUCGACCUACCACUACGCUUUGCACUGCUUUGA
Molecule: messenger RNA, 2172 nt
Organism: Phytophthora infestans T30-4
Lineage: Eukaryota; Oomycota; Peronosporomycetes; Peronosporales; Peronosporaceae
Exons: 3
Coding region: 1-2172 (723 amino acids)
Source: RefSeq, a predicted model, not a curated record